AUGCCACCACCCCACCGCGAUAAGGCGGUCGUGCGCAUUAAUGCGUUGGCGGUCUUGGAAGAUAUACAGCGGACUGGGUGGCUCAUAGAAGAGUUUAGGCGCCUCAAAAAAGAAGGAGGAAGCCGUGUGGAGCUUAAUGGACUAAAAGAAGAGAUUCAUAGAUUAAGGGAGGCGCAGAAAGCGUUCCUUGGAAACCACGAUAGGACAUGUGCCGCUGCGGCUGAAGAACCAAUAUCCAGUUCAAAGAGGAAGCGGGACACCAAAACCACGACCGCUCAACAGCCCCAUCGGAGUAGCAGCCAUGACGUCCAAACGGAGACCACACAACCGACACUGCGGGCAUACACUGGAUGUCAACUAGGUCCAGGUUUUGUGUCAGAACAGCACCCCAUAGCGGGUACUCGGUCCUCGAAGGAAUACCAAAAAAGGGGGGAUUCUGUCACAAGGCCUCCAACAUCACUGCUUUCCGACGAUUAUGAGACACGAAAACACUCAUCCGCGAUGUUCGCAGUCGUCUUAGCUGAAGCACACACCCGCCGCGAGAUAGUUCACAAGUACGAGAAGAAGCGUCUUAUCAUUGCAGCCUCCUUCCGAGAGGAAAAAAUACUAGUCUUGCUAUCAGCACAACAUGUGAGCGCACAUCUGCACCACCAACCAACAUCAGCAGGAAAAGUAAGUGGUCCCCACGGGCUGCAACAAGCAGACAAAGCAAGAGAGUCGGUGCAGUUGUCACAGCAAAGCAACAAACUAUUCACAGACCCAUGGUGCCCACCUCGAAGUACAGGGAUUGGUAAUAACCUAGAGACAAGUCACUGCUUUUCAUCAAGUAUAAUACAAGACGCACAGAAAAAAGUAAUCCACGAGCAGCGGCACAACAAGUACGAUGAACAAGCACACAAACACUACAAGAAAAGUAACAACCACAACAAUAUCAAUACAGAAGCUCCGUCUGCUUUCAACACCAUCUCGCUCAUAACGCGACAACCAGCUGCUGAAAGAACGACAAUCACAAGACAUACUCAAAGUAUACAAAACACAAACCCGGCACCAACAGAAAACAAAGCAACACAAACCCUCGCUAUACAAGCAAAAGAAACACACGAACCAACAAAACAUUUUGAAGAAAAAAGUUACAGCUCUAAAACACAAAGCCAAAAUUUUAGCGAUCGAACGGAAAUCGAACGAAAACAAACUCACACUACCUCACGGAUUGAAACAAACUACCCCACAGCACAGCACGCAUACACAAAACAAAAGGAAAUUACGAUUCACGCCUCUCAACACGCUCCAUCUCUCGAAGAAGAGGCGAGACUCAGAGCUGAAGAAGAGGCACGAAUCAGAGCUGAAGAAGAGGCACGAAUCAGAGCUGAAGAAGAGGCACGAAUCAAAGCUGAAGAAGAGGCACGAAUCAGAGCUGAAGAAGAGGCACGAAUCAGAGCUGAAGAAGAGGCACGAAUCAAAGCUGAAGAAGAGGCGAGACUCAGAGCUGAAGAAGAGGCGAGACUCAGAGCUGAAGAAGAGGCGAGACUCAGAGCUGAAGAAGAGGCGAGAGUCAGAGCUGAAGAAGAGGCGAGACUCAGAGCUGAAGAAGAGGCACGAAUCAAAGCUGAAGAAGAGGCACGAAUCAAAGCUGAAGAAGAGGCGAGACUCAGAACUGAAGAAGAGGCGAGACUCAGAGCUGAAGAAGAGGCGAGAGUCAGAGCUGAAGAAGAGGCGAGACUCAGAGCUGAAGAAGAGGCACGAAUCAGAGCUGAAGAAGAGGCACGAAUCAGAGCUGAAGAAGAGGCACGAAUCAAAGCUGAAGAAGAGGCACGAAUCAGAGCUGAAGAAGAGGCGAGACUCAAAGCUGAAGAAGAGGCGAGAGUCAGAGCUGAAGAAGAGGCGAGACUCAGAGCUGAAGAAGAGGCACGAAUCAGAGCUGAAGAAGAGGCACGAAUCAGAGCUGAAGAAGAGGCACGAAUCAAAGCUGAAGAAGAGGCACGAAUCAAAGCUGAAGAAGAGGCGAGACUCAGAGCUGAAGAAGAGGCGAGACUCAGAGCUGAAGAAGAGGCACGAAUCAAAGCUGAAGAAGAGGCACGAAUCAGAGCUGAAGAAGAGGCACGAAUCAAAGCUGAAGAAGAGGCACGAAUCAAAGCUGAAGAAGAGGCACGAAUCAAAGCUGAAGAAGAGGCACGAAUCAAAGCUGAAGAAGAGGCACGAAUCAAAGCUGAAGAGGAAGCUCGUGUCAAGGCUGAAGAAGAGGCUGUUACUCUCUUAGAAGGUAAAGAACACAUUAUCGAUCGUGUGAGAGCCCUCUCUGACGACAUAAUAAGGCAAAGCCUUAAUGAUGCCUUCUCACGGCAUAUUGCCAGUGCGCGUGCAAUGGAAGACGCCCGUCUAGAAGCUGAAGAGGAAGCUCGUCUCAAGGCUGAAGAGGAAGCUCGUCUCAAGGCUGAAGAGGAAGCUCGUCUCAAGGCUGAAGAGGAAUCUCGUCUCAAGGCUGAAGAGGAAGCUCGUCUCAAGGCUGAAGAGGAAGCUCGUCUCAAGGCUGAAGAGGAAGCUCGUCUCAAGGCUGAAGAGGAAUCUCGUCUCAAGGCUGAAGAGGAAGCUCGUUUCAAGGCUGAAGAGGAAGCUCGUUUCAAGGCUGAAGAGGAAGCUCGUCUCAAGGCUGAAGAGGAAGCUCGUCUCAAGGCCGAAGAAGAGGCUGUUACUCUCUUAGAAGGUAAACAACACAUUAUCGAUCGUGUGAGAGCCCUCUCUGACGACAUAAUAAGGCAAAGCCUUAAUGAUGCCUUCUCACGGCAUAUUGCCAGUGCGCGUGCAAUGGAAGACGCCCGUCUAGAAGCUGAAGAGGAAGCUCGUCUCAAGGCUGAAGAGGAAGCUCGUCUCAAGGCUGAAGAGGAAGCUCGUUUCAAGGCUGAAGAGGAAGCUCGUCUCAAGGCUGAAGAGGAAUCUCGUCUCAAGGCUGAAGAGGAAGCUCGUCUCAAGGCUGAAGAGGAAGCUCGUUUCAAGGCUGAAGAGGAAGCUCGUGUCAAGGCUGAAGAAGAGGCUGUUACUCUCUUAGAAGGUAAAGAACACAUUAUCGAUCGUGUGAGAGCCCUCUCUGACGACAUAAUAAGGCAAAGCCUUAAUGAUGCCUUCUCACGGCAUAUUGCCAGUGCGCGUGCAAUGGAAGACGCCCGUCUAGAAGCUGAAGAGGAAGCUCGUUUCAAGGCUGAAGAGGAAGCUCGUCUCAAGGCUGAAGAGGAAGCUCGUCUCAAGGCUGAAGAGGAAGCUCGUUUCAAGGCUGAAGAGGAAGCUCGUGUCAAGGCUGAAGAGGAAGCUCGUUUCAAGGCUGAAGAGGAAGCUCGUGUCAAGGCUGAAGAAGGGGCUGUUACUCUCUUAGAAGGUAAAGAACACAUUAUCGAUCGUGUGAGAGCCCUCUCUGACGACAUAAUAAGGCAAAGCCUUAAUGAUGCCUUCUCACGGCAUAUUGCCAGUGCGCGUGCAAUGGAAGACGCCCGUCUAGAAGCUGAAGAGGAAGCUCGUUUCAAGGCUGAAGAGGAAGCUCGUCUCAAAACUGAAGAGGAGGCUCGUGUCAAGGCUGAAGAAGAGGCUCGUUUCAAGGCUGAAGAGGAAGCUCGUCUCAAGGCUGAAGAGGAAGCUCGUCUCAAGGCUGAAGAGGAAGCUCGUCUCAAGGCUGAAGAGGAAGCUCGUUUCAAGGCUGAAGAGGAAGCUCGUUUCAAGGCUGAAGAGGAAGCUCGUUUCAAGGCUGAAGAGGAGGCUCGUGUCAAGGCUGAAGAAGAGGCUGUUACUCUCUUAGAAGGUAAAGAACACAUUAUCGAUCGUGUGAGAGCCCUCUCUGACGACAUAAUAAGGCAAAGCCUUAAUGAUGCCUUCUCACGGCAUAUUGCCAGUGCGCGUGCAAUGGAAGACGCCCGUCUAGAAGCUGAAGAGGAAGCUCGUGUCAAGGCUGAAGAGGAAGCUCGUCUCAAGGCUGAAGAGGAAGCUCGUCUCAAGGCUGAAGAGGAGGCUCGUCUCAAGGCUGAAGAGGAAGCUCGUUUCAAGGCUGAAGAGGAAGCUCGUGUCAAGGCUGAAGAGGAAGCUCGUUUCAAGGCUGAAGAGGAAGCUCGUGUCAAGGCUGAAGAAGGGGCUGUUACUCUCUUAGAAGGUAAAGAACACAUUAUCGAUCGUGUGAGAGCCCUCUCUGACGACAUAAUAAGGCAAAGCCUUAAUGAUGCCUUCUCACGGCAUAUUGCCAGUGCGCGUGCAAUGGAAGACGCCCGUCUAGAAGCUGAAGAGGAAGCUCGUUUCAAGGCUGAAGAGGAAGCUCGUUUCAAGGCUGAAGAGGAAGCUCGUGUCAAGGCUGAAGAGGAAGCUCGUUUCAAGGCUGAAGAGGAAGCUCGUCUCAAGGCUGAAGAGGAAGCUCGUUUCAAGGCUGAAGAGGAAGCUCGUCUCAAGGCUGAAGAGGAAGCUCGUUUCAAGGCUGAAGAGGAAGCUCGUCUCAAGGCUGAAGAGGAGGCUCGUGUCAAGGCUGAAGAAGAGGCUGUUACUCUCUUAGAAGGUAAAGAACACAUUAUCGAUCUUGUGAGAGCCCUCUCUGACGACAUAAUAAGGCAAAGCCUUAAUGAUGCCUUCUCACGGCAUAUUGCCAGUGCGCGUGCAAUGGAAGACGCCCGUCUAGAAGCUGAAGAGGAAGCUCGUCUCAAGGCUGAAGAGGAAGCUCGUUUCAAGGCUGAAGAGGAAGCUCGUCUCAAAACUGAAGAGGAGGCUCGUGUCAAGGCUGAAGAGGAAGCUCGUCUCAAGGCUGAAGAGGAAGCUCGUUUCAAGGCUGAAGAGGAAGCUCGUCUCAAGGCUGAAGAAGAGGCUGUUACUCUCUUAGAAGGUAAAGAACACAUUAUCGAUCGUGUGAGAGCCCUCUCUGACGACAUAAUAAGGCAAAGCCUUAAUGAUGCCUUCUCACGGCAUAUUGCCAGUGCGCGUGCAAUGGAAGACGCCCGUCUAGAAGCUGAAGAGGAAGCUCGUCUCAAGGCUGAAGAGGAAGCUCGUUUCAAGGCUGAAGAGGAAGCUCGUCUCAAGGCUGAAGAGGAAGCUCGUUUCAAGGCUGAAGAGGAAGCUCGUCUCAAGGCCGAAGAGGAAGCUCGUUUCAAGGCUGAAGAGGAAGCUCGUCUCAAGGCUGAAGAGGAAGCUCGUCUCAAGGCUGAAGAGGAAGCUCGUUUCAAGGCUGAAGAGGAAUCUCGUCUCAAGGCUGAAGAGGAUGAACAGUUGGGGGUUGAUGGUGAAGGGGCGGCAGUGUUUGGUGAUAAGCUUUUUAUUAUUGAUUGCUUGCGUUCUUUGUGUGUAAAUUUGAUAUCAGAGUGCUUCGAAGAUGCUACAUCUGUUUGUUGUGGUGGCGUUUGUAGCUUUGGUUGUGUCGUUGAUGAUGUGGCCUAUAGCGGUGAGUUGGAAUCUGUGAUGUCUAUGUCGUUGCUGGAUACUUUUCGUGGAGGUGAAGCUUGUGUUGGUGCUGCUGAGGCUGUGACGGAAUACGUGUUGUCGAGCGGAAUAAGUACCGUUGCUAUGCUGAUUAAUAACGAUGUUUGUUCUUCCGGAACUUCUGAGUUUUAUUAUGGCGGGAGCUCUACGUUGUACGGAAGCUGUGCAUUGCCAAGCCCCGACUGUGGUACCCAGGGUACGCUUAGUUGUGUCGGCGAAUUAAAUGGUGCUGGUGUUGCGUCUGUUGAUUGCGUAAUCAGUGGUUCUAGUGAGUCACCUUCUAUAUAUUCAGUGGUAGAGUUGUCUAUUGCUGAGGGUGGUGCCAAUCGUUUGGUUGAAAAGCAAGGUGAGCACAGUGGUACGGUUACGCCUUCAGACCCCUCUUUGCUGUAUAGUGCGCACGCUGGAAAUUGUGAGAAGCGGUUCACUGCGUUCAUGGUAGAUUCUGUUAUCAACUACUUGGUAGAGGGAGCGGGGACGGCAUUGGAGGCUUUAGCGCAUCCCGGUCUGCUUUCCUAUUCAACAAUUGAGAGCACUUUAAGCCAAAGUAUUAUUUCGGUUGCCGCUGCGGCGAUGGGGGAGGGGGGGCUGUCCGGAGAAUGGCGUGCGGGCCUCAGUGCUUUGGCUGAAAGGCUAGCCUCCGACUAUAUCACAGUGGCCUCAAGGGAGAAGUUGCAGCGACUGGACGAGUUCGUUUGGUAUGAGGAAGCCUUUCUAUCCUCAGAGGAGGCUCUGUCGCGGUCGGCUGGCCUCGUCUCCCCACAGUGCCUCUUUGGGAGGCUACAACCCAGUGAUAUUCGAUUUCUUGCAUACCAUUAUACAGAGCUGGUGCGCAAGGGCACCAACAAUGCGGAGGACUUUUACUGUGAGGCGCGGUUGCGCGAGAAUCUUUUCGAGCGUAACGACGGUAAUGGGGCCUUAUCAUCUUCAGCGUCUGCAUCGCUUUUGGCGGUAGGUGGAGAAGAUGGUCUGGGGAAUUCUGGGACUCAAAGGUCUCUGGGAUCGCCGUGCUAUGCAGGAAGUCGUGCCGGUACACUCGGCAUGGACAGUCGCCGUGCAGGAAUCACGCAGUUGGUGUUAGGUCAUGCUCUUGAAAAUCUGUUGGAGGAGAUGGUAGGGGAUGCCGCCAAGUGGGUUGCGUCACUUUCCGAAGUGCGAUAA
Molecule: messenger RNA, 6594 nt
Organism: Trypanosoma brucei brucei TREU927
Lineage: Eukaryota; Euglenozoa; Kinetoplastea; Trypanosomatida; Trypanosomatidae
Exons: 1
Coding region: 1-6594 (2197 amino acids)
Source: RefSeq, a predicted model, not a curated record